This is a messenger RNA of Cryptomeria japonica (Japanese cedar), 582 nucleotides long. RefSeq lists its product as uncharacterized. NCBI's taxonomy places the organism in Eukaryota, Viridiplantae, Streptophyta, Pinopsida, Cupressales, Cupressaceae. Gene Ontology annotation, molecular function: nucleic acid binding. The coding region runs from base 1 to 582 and encodes 193 amino acids. The record is from RefSeq and is a predicted model, not a curated record. The transcript has a single exon. Gene Ontology annotation, biological process: DNA integration.
AUGUCAAGUGCAGGCCACAAGUGGAUUUUGGUUGCCACAGACUACUUCACAAGGUGGACAGAGGUUGUUUCUUUGAAGGAUGCAAUUGAGAAUUCAGUGGUCCAAUUCCUUGAGGGAAUUGCAACCAGAUUUGGAUCCCCUUCCACCAUCAUAUCAGACAAUGCCAAGGCCUUUGUGGGAUCUCAGAUCAGUCUAUGGGCAGUCCAGCAUGAUGUGUUUCUGAAAACAUCAUCAAAUUACUAUCCCCAAGGCAAUGGCUUAGCUGAUUCCUCCAACAAAAAUCUUAUUAGAAUCAUCAAGAGGACUCUUGAAGACAAUCAGAGGUUGUGGCACCUCAAAUUGGGAACAACCUUGUGGGCUGAUAGGGUUAUUCCCAAGAGAUCUUUGAGAAACUCACCUUUCAUACUAGUGUAUGGAAGGGAAGCAAGGCUUCCCUUAUCCCUUGAGUUUCCAUCCCUGGACCUGGCACAUCAAUUGGAGGUCCUAGAAAAUGAUGCCCUAUCAGUGAGGUAUGUUGAACUUACACAAAAUGAAGAGGUCGGGGAGAAAUCCAAGCAGGAUUUAAAUGUCAAUCAGGGGUAG